AUGACUGUUCUUUCGAAUUCCAACAAUCCGAAGGAAUCCAGCCAUGCGGCCACGGCCAACAUCGAAUCGGACGAUUCUCAAUCAUCUCACCUCGAGCACUAUGGCCCACUAGCACAUGUGAACACUGUGGAGUCCCGACUGCCUGCCUUUGCGGGUGAAUUACAACCGGGUCUAUACCGGACGCCCAAGCUUCGAAAGUUUGCAAACCCUGCGCCUCUGGGUCUCUCGGGUUUUGCCUUGAGCACAUUUGUACUGGGGUGCAUCAAUAUGGGCACACGGGAUAUUACAGAGCCUAAUAUAGUUGUUGGUUCUGCUUACGCUUAUGGUGGUCUGGUGCAGCUUCUCGCGGGCAUGUGGGAAAUGGCUGCUGGAAACACAUUUGGUGCCACUGCCCUGUCUUCAUACGGUGGUUUUUGGAUCGCCCUCGGUAUCACCUUUACCCCUGGGCUCCAAGUCAUGUCAGAGCUUCAGAAAGCUGACAGUACCGGGUCAACUGACAUGUUCUACGACUCUUAUGGGUUGUUUCUUAUGGGCUGGUUCGUUUUCACGUUUCUUCUCCUCACAUGCACUGUCAAAUCGACUGCGGUGUUCUUUUCCCUGUUCGCAUGUGUCGAUAUUGCUUUCUUGAUGCUUGGGAUUGGACACCUCCAUCGGGAUUCCCACGGAAAGCCUAAUCAGCCAAUCCUCCAAGUUGGAGGCUUAUUUGCUCUUAUUGCUGCAUUUCUGGCGUGGUAUUCUGCCCUGGCGGGUAUUGCGGACAACAGCAACAGCUUUUUUGUCAUUCCUGUCUUCCACUUCCCGUGGUCCGAGAAAGGCAGGGCUUCCAGACGCCAGGCUGCUGGCGAUGUUUAG
Penicillium robsamsonii is the source of this 852-nucleotide messenger RNA. Its product is annotated as acetate uptake transporter family protein. Lineage: Eukaryota; Fungi; Ascomycota; Eurotiomycetes; Eurotiales; Aspergillaceae. Gene Ontology annotation, molecular function: acetate transmembrane transporter activity. The transcript is spliced from 3 exons. The record is from RefSeq and is a predicted model, not a curated record. Gene Ontology annotation, cellular component: plasma membrane. The coding region runs from base 1 to 852 and encodes 283 amino acids.